AGAGACUUCCGGCUACUACCAGAAGUCAGUCACAACGCAGGGUAGAAGGGAGGCACCGAUAGGAAAUCCCACCCUCUCACGUGUAGCGGAGACGGUGGCUGGGAGGAGUCACACCAUAAGAGCCGGGUAUUCGCUUCCAAGCAGAAGUAAAAAUGACAGCACCUUCCAUGAAAGAAAGGCAAGUUUGCUGGGGAGCUCGGGAUGACUAUUGGAAAUGCUUGGAUGAAAAUAUUGAUGAUGCCUCUAAGUGUAAAAAGUUAAGAACUAUUUUUGAAUCAAGCUGUCCCCAACAGUGGAUUAAAUAUUUUGAUAAAAGAAGAGAUUAUUUAAAGUUCAAAGAAAAGUUUGAAGCAGGACAAUUUGAGCCUUCAGAAAGAACAGCAACAUCAUAGCUUUUUGUAAAAGAGAAAUUUUUUUUUUUUUACAAAUACUGGAACUAUUCUUUGUGGACGUCAGUAAAUAUUCCUUUGAAUACCAGAUUGCCAGAAUUGGUGGAAUUUGACAGAUUGGCCUCAUUGUCGGCACGACCCUUCUGUUCUUAAUAGUACUGGAAAUGAUCAAAGAAGCCAACAAUUAGAAUAUUUCAUUCAGGGAACAACUUGAAUAAAGUGGUAUGGAACACUUAAAUUUAUACAGUUGAAGUGGGUUUUGUUGUAAUUUUCAUAACACAAAGUAAAUGUAGAAGUGAUUUUCUUUUUUAGAAGACCUACAUUUGAAGUUUGGGAAUGAUUCUUUUAAGUGUUUAUAUAUCUCCUCAGAAUUUUAAAUGAAUAAAAAAUCUUGAAAUUAAACACUGUAAGAUAAUGUAAAAUUUCAAGGGCACCAAGUUUAGAGUCAAACUUGAGGGUUCUGCUAUGUGUGAUGGUUAAUAAAUAGUUAAUUUGCAAAUAAUGUUGUCUCUUGAUAAAACAGAAAUCAAGAGGUCAUAACCUGGGGACAUACUGCUUUAUUUAUAAUCAUGAUUGCCAUGUUUCUGCAUUUGUAAAAACAGAUGUUUGAUCACUGUAAUAAUAAACUAAAGGGAAAAAGAUAACAAA
Molecule: messenger RNA, 1037 nt
Organism: Monodelphis domestica (gray short-tailed opossum)
Lineage: Eukaryota; Metazoa; Chordata; Mammalia; Didelphimorphia; Didelphidae
Gene: COA6
Product: cytochrome c oxidase assembly factor 6
Biological process (GO): respiratory chain complex IV assembly; mitochondrial ATP synthesis coupled electron transport
Cellular component (GO): mitochondrion
Source: RefSeq, a predicted model, not a curated record